UUAGUUAUUGUUUUCAAAGCGCUUUUAAUUACUUAACUUUUUGUUAACCGUUGUGUCUUCGCGUCUUCGUACACCCCAAGUAGCCCGCGCGUACGUUAACUCACUCUCUGGGAUCGUAAAUUUUAGGAAGACUUUUAUGAAAGAAUGAUGGUAUACUGAUGAACUAAGUUAUGGGUAAAAAGAAAAAAAGGAAAGCUACGCACCCCAAAAGGAUAGACCCAACCGAAGAACAGAAUAGAGUUCGAGAAGCAGUGUUAAAAGUAUUUAGAGCACGGGUUUCAUCACCAGGAGGUGGUCCUGCAAUUAUGCUUCCAGCUCAGCAACCUGAAAAGUCAAUGAGUGACCUGCAGCUAAUAAGUAUUCCCAAUCGGCAAUCUAGCGAGGAUGAGAUGAUUAUUGUUGAUAAAGUUUGUAUGACAUCGAUUGAAAAAAACGCAACAGCUCAGAAAACAACUUUGCAAAAAGAGAAAAAGAAGAAAUCUAAAGGAGAAAGGAAUAAAGAAAAAGAAAUUAGGAAGCAUACUGAGGUGGACCAUCAAGCAAGAGCUGAAUUCAGAAAACAUGUCAAGCGAGCUGAUGAAAUUGUUUUUAAAUCAAAAUUGGGGAAAACAUGCUCAUCACAAGGUUAUUCAACUAUUACUCAGAGUCGCCUAACGAGAAAACUUGGACUGUAUAAUCAAGGUAAAAAGUCUGAUAGGGUUCUAAGAGAACCAUUGCCUGUAAAUGAGAGAAUUUUGGAACGGACAGAAAAAGAUCUCAGAAAAAUCCUGGAUACUUCAAAUGAGUUAGAUGAUAUCGAACCAGCACCCCACUGGUCUACACCUCGAUCUGCUGCUUGUGACAGUAAUAUGGGAAGCAUGCACUAUAGUUGUCAUAGCAAUAAAAGUCAGCCUAGGAGUGACAGCAGAUCUUCCUGCAUCAGUUCCAUAAAUAAAAGACAGGAGAAUGUGAGUGAAGAUAUGAAAACUCCUACAAUGCCACAGACUCCUGACUUAAAUAAUGUAGCAGAACAGUUGUGCAGCUCAGUUGACUUAUGUAUGUUUCCUGGAAGAGAUUUAUUCUCAGAAAUACAGUUAGAACUAGUGAGAACAUUGCGAAUAAAUUCUAAAACAACACCAAGUAAAUCGACUCCAGCCAUUAGACAGCAAGCGAGAAAUUCUCAGUCUGCCAGAAGAAGUUUACAACCUUUGAUCGCCAGAAGUGCGGAACAACUUCCACUUAACAACACCAGCCAUCCAUCUCUAUCAGUUAGUACUAUAAAUGAUGCAGUGAUGAUGGACAGCAGUGAUAGAGUACAGGCACUCUUUAGGUCUUCUAAACAAACAUUGAAUGUAUCGAAUCACAAUCAAAGGAGACAUAGAAGUCAUAUACCAUGUACAAAAUCAAGACCUGAUGAUGAACCUCCAUUUAAGCUGUUUAUGGAUGAGACAGUACAACAUGGCAGUGGUACCUACAGUGAACAUGGAAUCCACAAGCAGAUUAAGACAUCGAAUAGUUUUUUAAGUGGGACAAUACUUGACUUUGCCGAGAACAGUCAUUUCCAGGAUAAGUUAGCGACAGAUUUUAGUCUUAAUGCAAUGGACAUGACCAGGAAAUUUGAAAAGGCAAUAAUGACAUCACAGGAACCAAUGACUACUCACAUGCCAUACAGUAGCAGUUUAGAUUUUCUUGAUGAAAUGGACAGAGGUCCCUUGCAUAAUAGUACCAUACCUAUUCCUCGCUUUGAUCACCAGAGUCGUUCAGAGGCCACGAAGAGUGUAUUUUCCGAGGAUAAUUUCAGUUGUCCUAAUCAAGAUCCCAGCAGUCCCCAUACCUUACCUCAUUUCACUACCCACACUGAAGAUCUAUUUUAUGAGCCUCGCAUAAUGCCAGAGAUGAUGUCACCUAUUAAUGACAACAUCCAUUACUAUCCUGAGAUAAAACAAGCUCGCUGUCAUAAGAGAAGGUGCCGACAUGCUAGUGAUAGUGAUGAGUCCCCGGUGCUGUGCUACAAGUGCUUAAACCCCAUUACAGUCUCAAGCAUGGGUAAAAGCUACUCGCCUAAGUUUCAUCCCCAAAGAAUGUAUUGAAGAUAUGAAUAUAUUAUAUAGAAAAUUUAUUUAGAAAUAUAUCAAUUAUUUAGAUACUGAAGUAUAUGUGUAGUACACAUUUUUUUUUAAAUAUGGCGUUUUCUCUUUAGUUUUAUUUAUGCGCCAUGUACCAUAUAUACUGUACUGUAUUCUUGGUUUUAACACUGUAAUCUUUUGAUUAAUUCAUUCAAAUGUCUAUGGUAUGAACUGUAAACUACAUGAUUUGAUGUAUAUAUAGUAAGAAUAAUAAAUUAACUUGUUUGAAA
This is a messenger RNA of Anneissia japonica, 2335 nucleotides long. RefSeq lists its product as uncharacterized. The transcript has 16 exons. Bases 171 to 2069 code for a protein of 632 amino acids. The record is from RefSeq and is a predicted model, not a curated record. Lineage: Eukaryota; Metazoa; Echinodermata; Crinoidea; Comatulida; Comatulidae.